Messenger RNA from Coffea eugenioides, 2988 nucleotides. Its product is annotated as GBF-interacting protein 1-like. Lineage: Eukaryota; Viridiplantae; Streptophyta; Magnoliopsida; Gentianales; Rubiaceae. Bases 79 to 2529 code for a protein of 816 amino acids. The record is from RefSeq and is a predicted model, not a curated record. The transcript has 10 exons. Gene Ontology annotation, cellular component: nucleus.
CACACACACCAAUCCAACCCAAACUCAAAAUCUUUCUUUCAAAAUCUCUCUUCGAAGAAGUUUUAUAAAGACGGAAGAAUGAACAGCAACGCCAGCGAUGUUCAUAGGGUUGCGGCCGGAAAUCUUGAGAAAACGAUCCAAGACAUCAAGGAGAUCGCCGGCAAACACAGCGAUGAUGACAUCUAUGCAAUGCUCAAAGAAUGCAACAUGGAUCCCAAUGAAACCGCUCAGAGGCUGCUUUAUCUCGAUACAUUUCAUGAGGUCAAAAAGAAGCGUGAUAAGAGGAAAUCUAAUGUAAGCAUCCAAGCCAAUGAACGACCUAGAUGGACAUCUGGCAUGCAGCGGCGAGGGGCUAGGGGUGGUCGUGGGAACGAUUAUUAUACAAAUAUUCCUAAUGAUGCUGGAUGCAGAAGACAAAUGAGUGCCAGGCAGGAAAAUAGUGGCCCUAGCCAUGCAGAGAGAAGUGCCAAGCUUUUGCUGCCUGUUCAGCCUAGAACUGCAAGCAAUGCAGCACCUCAUAGUACUAAUUCUUCAGUUACCCCUGUUUAUGGACCCAGAAGUGUAUCUAAUGGGGGCUCAAGCAAUGAACAUAUUCCCCGAGCAUCUGCAGAUAAUAUUAUGGACCUCGGUCGGGGUACUUCUGUUGCUGAUGUCAAUAAAUUGAUAAAAAGGCCAGCUCUGCCAGCUCUUGCUGUGAAGCAGCUUUCAAAUUUAAAUCCUGGCCCCACUCCUACCUCUACACCGACUACUGCCUCCAAUAGUUCAUCAGGUGCAAGAUUUGACGGAAGAAAUUCGGAAUCUAGAUCCAGUCAUUUACUAACUUCCAUGAAUUCAGCUCCUGUCUCAGGUGUCUAUUCAUCUGCUUCAGAUCCAGUGCUACUACCAUCUCUCAACCCCCGAAACCCAGGAGCAGUGGGCACCAUAAAACGUGAGACAGGAAAUCAGCGAUGUGCUGUUGAGAUUAUUGGUUCUUCAUCAGAAAGCAGGUUGACUGCCGGUCAAGAUGUCAGAAACCGCAAUCAAGCUGGUACUGAAACCAACAACAGAGCAUCCCAAGAAGUUGAGAAGAGUCAGUAUCCUGAACCUUCAAGGACAUCAUCUUUGUUGAACCAUGACAAGUCGUCCACUGCGAAUAACAAGCAGGAUGGUUGGCCCACCCAACAAGUUAAUGGUCCUUCAAAAGUGAUGAAAUCUCAGGGUGUAACUGUAGCACUUGGAGCCAAUAUGCAAUCACUUCCUGAGCUGAAUAGCUCUGUUCUGGAGCAAGCAACACCACAGCUUGAGAUGAAGUUAGAGAAACUAAAUAUCUCCAACCGUCAACCAGUUAUUUUUCCUGAUCAUAUUCAAGUGCCUGAAGCUUUUCGGAAUGGGCUGACAUUUGGUAGUCUGGAUGAUGCUUCAGGAUUGAGCAAAAAUGGAAUCAAGGACUCCAAGUGUGUGGAACGAACUGUACUGAUGAACCAUGAUGCUGCUAGGGAACCACCUAUUCGUCAUCAUGUUGCAUCCUCGGCUGCCCUUGAGGAUGACUGCCCUGGCCAUUCACAAACUCAUUCAAAUGCACCUGAAAACUUAUCACCUUUAGAAGUAGAUGCCUCAUCUGCUGCAGCUGUCAAGUCUGACCACUUGAAGCCAGAGAUGCCACCACUUACAGGAGGAUCGCAGUACCCUCAUCUGCAGACUGCCUCUGAGUAUAGUUUUGGUUUUGUGCCACCAAUGCUAGGGCCCCAUGUUGUGCAGGUUGAAGCAACUGAGGUAGGGAAUUCUCCAGUUCCAUCAACGUCAGGUUCAUCUCAACCUGCAACUCAGCCUUUCGGAGUUGGACAGAAUUCUGUUGCUAUUUCACCGCAAUUGAUUCCUUUGCUCCGGCAGCCAUAUCCGUCUAACUAUAUUUAUAACCCUUAUUUCCCUCAGCUUUAUUUGUCCCAUAGCGCCCACCAAUUUCUGGGCCACAGUGGGUUCGCCCAACAAGCUUCAACUGGCAACAUAUAUAUGCCACCACCAGCAGCGGCCACAGGGGUUAAAUUCCCUGUUCCAUCAAUGUACAAGCCUGGAGCCAUUGCUGGAAAUAUGGCCCAGUUUGGUAUUCCAUCCGGAUAUGGUUCGUACGGGUCUUCUGCUGUUGGUUAUGGUCUUGGUGCAGCCAUGACGCCUGGUAGUUCUGCUGGUAACGAAGAUCUUGCUGCAGCUGAGCUGAAGGAAAAGAACAUUUAUUCAACGCUUAAGCAGAGUGAGGAGCCACAUGUCUGGACAUCUGCUCCUGGACGAGAUAUGUCAACUUUGCAAGCAAAUAUUUUCUACAACUUUCCUCAGGGACAGCACCUUGCUUAUUCCCCUGGUCAGGGCCCUUUAUCUGGAGUGUAUCAUUUUGCUCAAACAACGGGGGCGCCAACAACUGUUCAGUCACUUGCCCAACAACCCCAGGCAGUUGCAGGAUCAGUUGAAUCUGUGGUUGAUCCAACAGGCACAUAUCAACAACCUCACUCAAUGAUCAAUUGGAACACCAAAUUUCUGAACAGAGAGAAUGUGUGAGGAACAAGGGUGCAAACAUGCUAUUUGGUGGUGCUAUGCUUGUAGGCAUGGCUGGAGUGCAAUGGAUUGGCCUGAUCCUAGUGUAAAUAGAAACAUCUGCCAUAAAGUUACAGGUCUGGAGGGGGAAGUAUAUAAGGACGAUUUGCCUUGUUAUACAAGAGUGUAGGGCUUUUUGUGACACUUUGCAGGUGUCAGCUUUACUUUUCUUUUGCCCUUUUGGUUUUUAGAUGUACUUGCGGCCUCAUCAAAUUGAUCUAUGCAGUAUACUGACAGCUUCUUCGAGAAAUAUAUAUAUAUAUAUAUAUAUUUAUAUCCAUUAGACAUUUGCGGGUCAGAGGAAUAUGGUAGACUAGAUUAGGACAGGUGGGAUAGUUUGGUAAUUCCAUAUCCCCUGUAUUUCACCUGUACAUGAAAUUUUGAUAGCUAAUUGAUAUGAUAUACUGUAUAAUUUGCCGCUUA